CAGUUUCCAGUUCAAGUGUUUCUCCCAGCCUAAUCCUCAGCCAAAUCCUCAAUCAAAUCCGAAACCGAAUCCAAAUCCAAAUCCGAAUCAAUUCAUCAUGUUUACUGCCUGCCAAGUUGCGUUCUUCGCUGGAUGCCUCGCUUUGGCUUUGAGCUGCGUACAGGCUCAGUUUUUCUACCAUCAGGCAUUGGGUCUGCCUUCGACACACUCGUUUGAGCCGGCAAAUCCGUAUCAGGGAUAUGCCACGGCCGAUGCCCAUCCCUCAGUGGUGCGCAACGCUCAAUGGGAGUCGGAGCUUCCUGCCGAGCUGUCGAAGAGUGCGCGAUUCUACAAUGAUCCUGUUGUAGCCGCCAAUCUGGCCAAGGCGUCGCUCCUCACCACAAAGGAAAUGGCUGUAGUGCAUCGCGAGGCGGAGAAAAUUCCACGGGAUCAGGUCUAUAAACUAUUCAAAAACGCCGGCUGGCUGAGUCGCAGAUAGAAAUUAGAAGCAAAAUCUGUUGAGAAGAAU
Molecule: messenger RNA, 508 nt
Organism: Drosophila persimilis
Lineage: Eukaryota; Metazoa; Arthropoda; Insecta; Diptera; Drosophilidae
Exons: 2
Coding region: 98-478 (126 amino acids)
Source: RefSeq, a predicted model, not a curated record